Thyridium curvatum is the source of this 855-nucleotide messenger RNA. RefSeq lists its product as uncharacterized. NCBI's taxonomy places the organism in Eukaryota, Fungi, Ascomycota, Sordariomycetes, Thyridiales, Thyridiaceae. The transcript has a single exon. Gene Ontology annotation, cellular component: nucleus. The record is from RefSeq and is a predicted model, not a curated record. Bases 1 to 855 code for a protein of 284 amino acids.
AUGAUCAACGUGCUCAUAUCAACGUUUCACGGGCUGGGGUUGCCCUCAACCCUGGCUCUGCCAGUGCCCCCGACAGCCACCGGUUCGGAUCUCUGGGAGCACCUGAUAACCCGUCUGCCCUGUUCACAUGACAGGUUACAGCUCACAACUCUCGCAAAUGAGGAGAUUUUGGCUUCUUCAACUAUUCCUGUCUCAUCGCUUGUAUCGAGUUGCUAUGAUGAACUGCUGUCGCUUCGGCUUUCCGUUCCCCUGCUUGGUGGCAAAGGAGGCUUUGGGUCUCAGCUCCGAGCGGCGGGAGGUCGCAUGUCUUCCAAACGAAGAAAGAACCAGGGGGACAGUAAUGCUUCCAGCCGAAACCUCGACGGACGGCGAAUCCGGACCGUCACCGAGGCCAAAGCACUGGCGGAGUAUCUCGCGAUCAAGCCAGACAUGGAGCGCAAAGAGAAAGAGAAGCGACGCCAGCGUUGGGAACAGAUUGUCGAGAUGACAGAGCGCAAGGAAGAGGAGAUACGACACGGCUCAAAGGGGAGGCUUGAUGGUAAAUGGGUCGAGGACAAGGAGGAAGCCGGUGAACGGACACGCGAUGCCGUUCUUGCUGCCAUGAAGGCCGGCAAUUUCAAGGACAACCUGAUGAGCACAUCCAGCGACUCCAAGUCGAGCGAACUGGACGAAGAGAUGUCCACAGACGAGGAUGCAGAGAAGGAACUAUCCGAGAGCAGUUCAAAGGCUACAACGCCUCCUUCUGGGUCAGAGCAACAAGACAAGGGUAAGCGGAGGACGUUCUUUGGCUUUGAUGAAGACGACGAGUUUAUGAGCUCGGAGGACGACGAGGAAGCCCCCAAAGAGACAAAGUAG